This is a messenger RNA of Coprinopsis cinerea okayama7#130, 2568 nucleotides long. RefSeq names its product other/FunK1 protein kinase. Bases 1 to 2568 code for a protein of 855 amino acids. The record is from RefSeq and is a predicted model, not a curated record. Gene Ontology annotation, biological process: protein phosphorylation. NCBI's taxonomy places the organism in Eukaryota, Fungi, Basidiomycota, Agaricomycetes, Agaricales, Psathyrellaceae. Gene Ontology annotation, molecular function: protein kinase activity; ATP binding. The transcript is spliced from 8 exons.
AUGACGCUUUACUCGUUGCCAUUUUUAACACCCCCGGGCAAGAAAAGAUCCACCCACUGGAGCGCCCUCGCGAAAAUGCUCGUAACUCCACGAACCGCACCAGCUAGGGCAGGGCUCAAUGCCACAACCACGCAGCUCCGAGGAGGGAUCGCGGAAGUGAUGAACUCGGAGAUGGUUGGCUGCUCGAUUGAAGAGUUCCUCAACCAUUACAUGCCCAAGUGCAACAAGAAGACUGUCAUAUCAGUCAUAGCAAAUCUGAAGAAGGAGAACGUCCUCGUACCACGCGCGAAGUCCAAGAAGAAGAAAGCCACAGUAUCUUCGAGUGAAGACGGAAGAAAGGUAUAUUCCCAUAUCUUCAACAACUUCCGCCCGCCCGCCAUUAUCGAAGAGAGUACCGACGCCAACAGCACGGAGAAGCCCAACGAGAUAAUGGUCUUUGACUCUUUGGCGACAAUCGGUGCAUCAGUCAUCGAGAGUCUGCGCAAAGUGAAAGGUGCCACUGUUAAUGGUCAUUCCAUUCGCAUGUGCCCCCAUGCUCGUCUCAAAUCCCCCAUCGAAGGCGACUUUUUGAUCACGGACAUUGCAGUGCCCUUUGAAUUCAAACUAAAUCGUUCGCCGGGCGAGGUUUAUCAGAACCGCAUUCAGCUCGCGUCUCACGUCAACCACACCAUGACCGAUGAUGCACGCCGAAAAUGGACCUACGGUAUUACCAUUGAGAACGAUCGGGUUUCUCUUUGGUAUUUCUCUCGCUCUCAUUCUGCCAAAUCCAGAUCCUUCAGCAUGGUCGAGCACCCCGACAUCUUUGUCCAGAUUCUGGUUUCGUUAUUUUCCGCCACAGACGAGCAACUCGGAUUUGACCCGCUUGUUACGUUGGUGGGAGACAAAGACUACGUCUACGAGUUCCCACCCAGUGGCGAGAGGACGGAUAGCAACUUCUAUCUCACCCUCGGGUCUCUCUCCGAAUUUCGUGUGCUAAACCUGAUUGGGCGCAACACCCGCAUCUGGAAGGUCAUGCAAGUGGUCUCCGCGAAGGAUCGCAGUCGAGUCCCAGGUACGCACGACAUGAUACUCAAGGAUGUCUCCCUUUAUCGCAACACGCCAACGGAAGGGGACAUCCAGAGAGGUCUAUUCCUUGACAUCGACACCUUUGGGAAAACGGAAUGGCGAAAGCACGAGUUGUUGAAGGACCUAUCUGACGAAGGGAAAGCAGCUUUGGCACAGCUACUGGAAGGCGACGGAAAGAAGUACAGGGAUUAUUUCUCAUGCGUUAUCGACGAGCACGUUGGGGGCCCCAGCCUUCCUGUUGCAAGUGAGGCAUGGGACGCCCCUGACACGUUCAAGAAUGUCGAGCCCGUGGAAGAGAAUGCCACCGAGUCGAUUCGCAAAGACCAGGCCACAAAGGGUUUAGAUGAUGAUGAUAGCGAAUCCGACUGGGACGAUGAGUUCGAAGACGACACGGACUGUGGAGGCAGUGUUGAAAGCACAGAUGGAGAUGAACUUUCUCGUCCCUUCGAGCCGAAACAGCAGUGCAGGCUAAUCUACAAGGAUGUAUGCACCCCACUUCACAACGUCCAUACCAUGGGAGAAGCGAUUGACAUUCUAGAGCAAUGUCUUUUGGUUCUUACCCUGAUGUUCUGCGCGGGAUGGGUUCAUCGAGACAUCAGCACCGGGAACAUACUCGCCCAUCGCUCCGCACCAGGCGCACCAUGGCGGGUCAAGCUCUCCGAUCUUGAGUACGCCAAACGGUUUCCGGGUAAUCCUACAGCAACUGCAAGUACGGAGGUCAAAACGGGAACCAUGUAUUUCAUGGCCACUGAAGUCCAGCAAUCGCAGGUUCUUCUUCCCGGGGUCCCCGGUACAAACGGAGCAGUCAUCGCGCACAACUACCAACAUGACCUGGAGUCCAUCUGGUGGAUCGUACUCUGGCUUGUGACAAUGCGGGUCAAACAGAACCUUCCACGUAUCUUUGGAAAAGAAACAUUCCAGCAGACCAUGACAAUCACAUACAUCAAGGCGCGUAUAUGGUGCCUGACAAACCCGUUAACGGGUGACAAGAACCUGCUCGCUUCCCUGCCACGGACCUUGCGAUCAACCAUUCUUCAUGGGCUCGAAAAUGUACGUGAAGACCUCCAGCACGAGUAUACCAAGCGGAACCAGAGCCAAGAGCAGAAUGUAGUGGGGUCUUACUCACGUAUUUUGGGAAUAACUUUCCCAAGUUUCUUCUCCGAGCUACGAGCAAGGCGAGACGAAUGGGAGUUUGUCAGGCUGAAAGUAUCGAAGAAAGUCCAGAAGGAGGAGUUGAAAGAUGCCUCCAACAAGUUGAAGCGUAAGGCAGAGAAGAUGGAAGCAGCUGGCAAUGACGACACGGACAUGAUCACCGACAGUAUGGCGCAGAGCAGCAACAUUGUAGGAGACUUGCGACAAUAUGCGCUCUUGCCUUCAACCCGCCACCAUGUCCAAAGCAAGAGUGUCUCUGGCAACAGACCCACAGGGCCUAUAACUAGGUCAAUGACAAAGAGCUCAACUGAUGAGGCACCGAGGCCUUCGAAGCGUCCUCGUCGCCGAUGA